This is a messenger RNA of Corythoichthys intestinalis (scribbled pipefish), 871 nucleotides long. It is a transcript of the gene med10, whose product is annotated as mediator complex subunit 10. The record is from RefSeq and is a predicted model, not a curated record. Bases 109 to 513 code for a protein of 134 amino acids. Gene Ontology annotation, cellular component: mediator complex. Gene Ontology annotation, molecular function: transcription coregulator activity. NCBI's taxonomy places the organism in Eukaryota, Metazoa, Chordata, Actinopteri, Syngnathiformes, Syngnathidae. Gene Ontology annotation, biological process: positive regulation of transcription by RNA polymerase II. The transcript has 4 exons.
AUAACUGUGCUAUAGCUACGUUAACCUCCGUGGCUAGCGCUAAAGCAGCAAGUGUUUUGACACACGCCAACAUUUGAAGCCAUUUUUUCUCUAUAGGACAACAUUGAGAUGGCGGAUAAAAAUGAAAACCUCGAGGAGCAUCUCGAGAAGUUUGUGGAAAAUAUUCGGCAGCUCGGAAUUAUAGUCAGCGACUUCCAGUCCACCAGUCAAGCGGGACUCAACCAAAAACUAAAUUUAAUGAUAACUGGACUGCAAGACAUCGAGAAGUGCCGUCAACAGUUGAAUGAAAUCAAUGUGCCAUUGGAAGUCUUUGAAUAUAUUGACCAAGGCCGAAAUCCUCAGUUAUACACUAAAGAGUGUUUGGAGAGAGCGCUGGCCCGCAAUGAGCAAGUUAAAGGAAAAAUUGAUACCCUGACGAAAUUCAAGAGUCUUCUCAUCUCUGAGCUCAGCAAAGUCUUCCCGGAGGAGAUGUCCAAAUAUAAGGCGAUACAUGGGGACGACGCUCCUUCUUAGCGACUACAUGCACUUGCACCCUGACCUGUCAACCUGUGACCAUGACUUUUAAGCCUUGCAUCGGUCGAACCAAGGAGGACUGAGCCGACACUGUUCUUUCUCCUUUAAAAGUUCAUUUAUAUGGAAUGUGUCUACUGGACAAACAUGUCCUUUUCACAUGGACACCACAUUAUCAGCAGGGUAUAUGUAAUGCUCAAUUGUGUUCUGAAGCUUCUCCUGACUCUCCAUGAAGCGGUGGUACUUAUUUAUAUCUUUUUGUAACAAUUCAUACAGUGAAAACACUUGUAUGCGGCAUAUUUGCUCAGGCUGUGUUAAUUGUGAUGGCAGGUUUUUUGUUCAGGCCUGCUCGAAAACAUGG